Molecule: messenger RNA, 2235 nt
Organism: Impatiens glandulifera
Lineage: Eukaryota; Viridiplantae; Streptophyta; Magnoliopsida; Ericales; Balsaminaceae
Product: NAD-dependent malic enzyme 59 kDa isoform, mitochondrial
Exons: 20
Coding region: 103-1911 (602 amino acids)
Biological process (GO): pyruvate metabolic process; malate metabolic process
Cellular component (GO): mitochondrion
Molecular function (GO): NAD binding; malate dehydrogenase (decarboxylating) (NAD+) activity
Source: RefSeq, a predicted model, not a curated record
GCCAAAGGGGAGGAAGAAGAUGAAGCGAAUCAGAGCCGUUCCUCCGUUUAGGAAACAAAAGCGAGAAAAAGGAGAAUAAAUACUUCUUCUUCUUCUUCGAAUAUGUGGAGGCUUACUCGAUCGGCAGCGUCUAAUCUCCGCCGUUCACGAUGUUUCUCCACCGCCAUUCCUGGUCCGUGUAUUGUUCACAAGCGUGGAGCUGAUAUUCUUCACGAUCCGUGGUUUAACAAGGAUACUGGUUUCCCUUUGACGGAAAGAGAUCGUCUCGGGCUUCGUGGUCUUCUCCCACCACGAGUAAUAUCAUUUGAGCAGCAACAUGCACGAUUUAUGGAGUCAUACAAGUCCUUAGAAAAGAAUACUCAGGGACAACCAGAUGGCAUUGUUUCUUUAGCUAAAUGGAGGAUUUUGAAUAGACUACAUGACAGGAAUGAGACACUCUAUUACCGAGUGCUUAUUGAUCACAUUGAAGAUUUUGCACCAAUAAUAUACACACCAACUGUUGGAUUGGUGUGUCAAAACUACUCAGGAUUGUUUAGACGUCCAAGGGGAAUGUAUUUUAGUGCUAAAGAUAAAGGAGAGAUGAUGUCCAUGAUAUAUAACUGGCCUUCUACUCAGGUUGACAUGAUUGUGCUUACAGAUGGAAGUCGUAUUCUUGGUUUGGGGGACCUAGGCGUUCAGGGAAUUGGAAUACCAAUUGGGAAACUUGAUAUGUAUGUUGCUGCUGCGGGAAUUAAUCCACAGAGAAUCCUCCCUGUUAUGCUUGAUGUUGGGACCAACAACCAAAAGCUUCUUGAAGAUCCUCUCUAUUUAGGCGUACGGCAACCCAGACUAGAAGGAGAAGAAUAUCUUGAAAUAGUUGAUGAAUUUAUGGAAGCAGUUCAUGCGCGUUGGCCAAAGGCUGUUGUGCAGUUUGAAGACUUUCAGAUGAAGUGGGCUUUUGAAACACUGCAGCGAUACCGAAAAAAAUGUUGUAUGUUCAAUGAUGACAUACAGGGAACUGCUGGUGUUGCGCUUGCAGGACUACUUGGAACUGUAAGAGCUCAAGGUCGACCAUUGAGUGACUUUGUUAAUCAAAAGAUCAUUGUUGUUGGAGCUGGAAGUGCAGGGCUUGGCGUUCUUAACAUGGCUUUGCAGGCUGUUUCAAGAAUGUCUGGAAGUUCUGCAAAUCCUCAGUUUUUCCUGCUCGAUAAAGAUGGUCUUAUCACCAAGGGGAGAAAGAAUAUUGAUCCAGCAGCUGCACGACUUGUUAAAACCUCCGCAGAAAUAGAAGGAUUGGGACUUACGGAUGGAGCUAGCGUCCUUGAAGUGGUUAAAAAGGUGAAGCCUCAUGUGCUCCUUGGUUUGUCUGGGGUUGGUGGCAUCUUUAAUGAAGAGGUGCUCAAGGCCAUGCAGCAAUCCGAUUCUAAAAAGCCUGCCAUUUUUGCUAUGUCAAAUCCCACAAACAAUGCUGAAUGCACUGCUAUUGAUGCUUUUAAGCAUGCGGGUGGAAACAUAGUAUUCGCAAGUGGGAGCCCUUUUGAUCAUGUUGACCUUGGCAAUGGAAAAGUAGGCCAUGUAAAUCAAGCAAACAAUAUGUACCUGUUCCCUGGGAUUGGGUUGGGAGCUCUUCUUUCAGGUGCUCGCUUUAUUUCGGAUGGAAUGUUGCAAGCAGCUUCUGAACGCCUUGCUUCAUACAUGACUGAUGAAGAAAUUCAAAAGGGCAUUUUGUUUCCUUCUAUUAAAAGUAUUCGGCACAUAACUGCCGAAGUUGGAGUGGCUGUAGUUCAGACAGCUAUUUCUGAAGAUCUGGCAGAAGGACAUGGUGAAGUCGGAGCCAAGGAGCUCACUCAUAUGUCAAAGGAGGAGAUAGUUGAAUAUGUGACCAACAACAUGUGGUUUCCCAUCUACAGCCCUCUUGUUCAUGAGAAAUGAGAUGCCUCAAUUUGGUUUCUUAUUUUCUCACUUAAAGCUGAUUCAACAAAUUUGCUCACUUAGUGGACAUAACUAUUAGUUGGGAAUAAGUUCUUUAACAUAUUUUAUACUCUUUACUUGCCAUUUUGAUGAAGUUUUGAAUUUUAUAAGUUAAACAAGUCUUACAUUUUAUAUGAACUUGUGUUUGAUUUGUAAUUUAUAUAUAUUUUGGGUGGUGAUUAAGGUUAGAUAUUGGAUUUCCCAUGGAAUGAAUGUUUGACAAGUGUAUCAAUCACUUUGUAAAUUGUUUAUCUGUAUUUGUAAUUGUUGUUAAUUAUUGAAGCC